AUGGCGGGUGCGGCCCCCCGCGGGGGCAACGGCACAUUCACGGCCCACCUGCUGAACAAGACGCGUUUGUGCCGCUUCUACGAAAGUGGUCAUUGCGCCCGGGGGGGGCACUGCGACUUCGCGCACGGGAGAAACGACCUGCGCGAGGCCCCGGACUUCUCGUACACCCAGCGCUGCAGGAGCUUCAUGGAGACUGGAACAUGCAGGCGGGGCAGCGCGUGCACCUUCGCCCACGCGCCGGAGCAGCUGCGGAGCUGGAGGCACAGCAGUGGCGCCGAGCGCGGCGGGAGCGACCCCGGGCGCGGCUCGGCCGCGGGCGCGCCGCACGAGUGCGGGCCUGGCCUGCCGGCGGCCAGCCGCGCGGCCCCGCGCUCCCAGGGCGUGCCCGCGGCGGAGGCCGCGCGGCGCGAGCGGCAAGGGCGGCCUCCGGGAACCUGGGCGCCAGGGGGGCGCGGGGCCGAGGCGGCCGGCGGAGGCAGGCGCCCGCCCUCCGCGCCGCAGCGGUGCGCAGGCGCGCGGGCUCCGCGCUCAGAGGCCCCCGCGGGGGGCAGGACGCCCCUGCGCUCGGGGGCGGCGAUGUUCGUGCCGCCCCGCGGGACGGCGGAGGAGGCGGCUCAGGUCAGCCUGCUGCUGCACUCGCUCGACGUGCUGCCGCGGCCGGGCGGCGCCGAGGCCGCGAGGCAGGUGUGCAGCCGGGUCGGCGAGGAGCCCGCGCGCUGCACGGAGGGCGGCGCAGGCCCAGACGAGCGUCAGGUCAGGGCCGGGUUGCCGCUCGCGCGCCUGCCGCCGCCGCGCGGCCCGUGGGACAGCAGCAGGGGCAUCGCCGAGGAGAGCAGCGAUGCGUUCGGCGCGGAGUCCGUGGGCAGCGCGGCGACCGCGGACAGCCAGAUUCAUGGUGGCAGGGCGACGGAGGAGACGCCCCCGCAGUUGGCGGCGACCGUCAGGCGCACGUUCCUCCACUUCUUCGUGCCAUGCGAGGACAGCAGUCUCGGCAGCCGCCGCCGCGCCUCUUCGGCGCACUGA
This is a messenger RNA of Prorocentrum cordatum, 1023 nucleotides long. NCBI's taxonomy places the organism in Eukaryota, Dinophyceae, Prorocentrales, Prorocentraceae. The record is from the annotation of a GenBank genome assembly.